GCCCUGCCCGCGAAGAUGGCCGCGGAGCUGUACCCGGCCGCCGGCGCCGCGGCCGCCACCGUCACGGACAUCGCCAACAGCAACGCCGCCGCCGCCGCCGCCGCCGGCCGGAAGGGCCCGCCCAGCGCCCCGCCGCCCGCCCCGCCGCCGUCCGCGCCCGCGCCGCCCGUGCCAGACAACAACAACUUGGAGAGCCCCAACUGGCAGUCCUUCCACCCGACCCUGCGCGAGAGGAACGCGCUGAUGUUCAACAACGAACUCAUGGCCGACGUGCACUUCAUCGUGGGGCCCCCGGGGGCGGCCCGCAGGGUGCCUGCCCACAAGUAUGUCUUGGCUGUCGGGAGCUCUGUCUUCUAUGCCAUGUUUUACGGCGACUUGGCAGAAAUCAAGUCAGAAAUCCACAUCCCCGACGUGGAGCCUGCAGCUUUUCUGAUCUUGUUAAAGUACAUGUACAGCGACGAGAUUGACCUGGAAGCCGACACGGUGCUGGCCACCCUUUAUGCAGCCAAGAAGUACAUUGUCCCCGCUCUAGCGAAAGCCUGUGUCACUUUUCUGGAGACGAGUCUGGAAGCCAAGAACGCCUGCAUCUUGCUGUCCCAGAGCCGGCUGUUCGAGGAGCCGGAGCUGACCCAGCGCUGCUGGGAGGUCAUUGAUGCACAGGCCGAGAUGGCCCUGAGGUCUGAAGGCUUCUGUGAAAUCGACUGGCAGACGCUGGAAAUCAUCGUGACACGGGAGGCCCUCAACGCCAAGGAGGCAGUGGUCUUCGAGGCCGUCCUGAACUGGGCUGAGGCAGAGUGCAAGAGACAGGGCUUGCCGGUCACCCCGCGCAACAAGAGGCACGUUUUGGGGCCUGCCCUCUACCUGGUCCGAAUUCCCACCAUGACCCUGGAGGAGUUUGCCAACGGUGCUGCCCAGUCAGACAUCCUGACCCUGGAGGAGACCCACAACAUCUUCCUAUGGUACACGGCGGCCAACAAGCCGCUGCUCAACUUCCCCCUGACCAAGAGGAAGGGCCUGGCCCCGCAGCGGUGCCACCGCUUCCAGUCUUCUGCCUAUCGUAGCAAUCAGUGGCGUUACCGUGGGCGCUGUGACAGCAUCCAGUUCGCCGUGGACAGGAGGGUGUUCGUCGCGGGGCUGGGCCUGUACGGGUCCAGCUCCGGGAAAGCCGAGUACAGCGUCAAGAUUGAACUGAAGCGGCUGGGGGUGGUCCUGGCUCAGAACCUGACCAAGUUUGUGUCGGACGGCUCCAGCAAUACCUUCUCAGUGUGGUUUGAACACCCCGUGCAGGUGGAACAGGACACCUUCUACACGGCCAGCGCCGUCCUGGACGGCAGCGAGCUCAGCUACUUUGGGCAGGAGGGCAUGACAGAAGUACAGUGUGGGAAGGUGACCUUCCAGUUCCAGUGCUCCUCAGACAGCACCAACGGGACCGGGGUCCAGGGUGGGCAGAUCCCCGAGCUCAUCUUCUAUGCCUGAACUGCCGGGGGUAGCAUGGACGCGCUAUGAUGCGCAUUGGGAGGAGGUGCACCCGCUGGGAAGGGAAGUGCAGCAGGCCCCUUCCCCCUGCCGGUUGCCUCACCGACACCAUUAAAGGCUUCGCUUCCUUUUUUUCUCUC
Molecule: messenger RNA, 1616 nt
Organism: Callorhinus ursinus (northern fur seal)
Lineage: Eukaryota; Metazoa; Chordata; Mammalia; Carnivora; Otariidae
Gene: BTBD6
Product: BTB domain containing 6
Biological process (GO): neurogenesis
Cellular component (GO): cytosol
Molecular function (GO): protein binding
Source: RefSeq, a predicted model, not a curated record